AUAAAAACCGGAGAAUGACAGCAUGUGUUGAGUGUUUUUGCUCGUCUUCGUUGUGUUUUUGAUCAGCCUUUGUAAUUUUAUAAUUUUCUGAAACUUUCUUUGAUUUUUACAUAUUAAAAUGGAUGACGAUGCCGAAUGCUACAAAUUGUGGAGGAUUAGACGUACUAUUAUGCAGUUGUGCCAUGAUCGAGGUUAUUUAGUUACCCAAGAAGAGUUGGAUCAAACUCUCGAAGAAUUUAAAGCACAGUAUGGUGAUAAACCUAGUGAGAGGAAGCCUGCUAGAAGUGACCUCAUUGUUCUUGUUGCACAUAAUGAUGAUCCCACUGAUCAAAUGUUUGUGUUUUUCCCUGAUGAAGCCAAAAUUGGCAUCAAAACUAUCAAGACAUAUUGUCAAAGAAUGCAGGAAGAAAAUAUAUCUAGAGCAAUUAUAGUUGUGCAGCAUGGCAUGACACCUUCUGCUAAGCAGGCUUUAGUUGAUAUGGCACCAAAAUAUAUUCUUGAGUAUUUUCUUGAAUCAGAAUUACUUAUCAACAUAACUGAACACGAGUUGGUUCCGGAACAUGUAGUAAUGACACCUGAGGAAAAAACUGAACUCUUAAAUAGAUAUAAGCUGAAAGAAAAUCAGUUGAUGAGAAUUCAAGCUGGUGAUCCUGUUGCCCGAUAUUAUGGUCUUAAAAGGGGUCAAGUAGUCAAGAUUAUCAGAAACAGUGAAACAGCUGGUCGUUAUAUAUCUUACCGGCUCGUUGUAUGAAUAUAACUGAAGCAAUCAUUUUUUUUAUAUAUAUAAAUAAAACAUGUAAAUAUCUUCUUUUACAUUCUGUAUUUCAUUUUUUGGAAAAUAAAGACUGCAAGUGGGCAUGUCAUUUCAUUUCAUGACUUAACUGCAUUUCUGUAUUUGAAUUACUCUGGUGCAAAUAUAUUAUGUAAUAAAAAAUAAUAACCACA
Messenger RNA from Argiope bruennichi, 945 nucleotides. RefSeq names its product DNA-directed RNA polymerases I, II, and III subunit RPABC1-like (gene Rpb5). Gene Ontology annotation, cellular component: RNA polymerase I complex; RNA polymerase II, core complex; RNA polymerase III complex. NCBI's taxonomy places the organism in Eukaryota, Metazoa, Arthropoda, Arachnida, Araneae, Araneidae. The record is from RefSeq and is a predicted model, not a curated record. The coding region runs from base 119 to 751 and encodes 210 amino acids. Gene Ontology annotation, molecular function: DNA binding; DNA-directed RNA polymerase activity. The transcript has 9 exons. Gene Ontology annotation, biological process: DNA-templated transcription.